UUUACACCAUAAAUAAGCCUUCAUCAAAUCAAAGUAGGAGGGCACAGCUAUACCAAAAGCAAACCAACAAUGGAAGAAGCAACAGUUCUUUACUCAUUUCUUUCCUUUAUCUUUCUCCUCAUUUGUUUGAACUUGAUGUUUCAAUCAAGAAAACACCCCAAAAACCUCCCUCCAAGCCCACCUUCACUUCCCAUAAUUGGCCACCUUCACCUCCUGAAACCCCCCAUCCAUCGUUUGUACCAUAGUCUUUCACUAAAAUAUGGUCCAAUCUUCUCCCUCCACCUCGGUUCUCGGCUUCUUGUUGUAGUGUCAUCUUCAACCGCAGCCAAGGAUUGCUUGAUCCAGAAUGAUAUAGUUUUUGCCAAUCGACCCAAGUUUAUCGGGGGGAAGCACAUAGGCUACAACCAUACCGUUAUUACAGCUUCGUCCUAUGGUGAUCAUUGGCGCAACCUACGUCGAAUUGGUACCACUGAAAUCUUCUCAUCAUCUCGUCUAAACACCUUCAUAAGUGUUCGAAAAGACGAAGUAAGGCGCUUGUUGCUGAAAUUGUCGUGUGAUUCACGUCGAGACUUUGCUAAAGUGGAGCUGAAAUCCAUGCUUGCUGACUUGACGUUCAAUAACAUCAUGAGGAUGGUAGCAGGGAAGCGGUACUAUGGUGAUGAAAUGACGACUGAAGCAGAAGCAAGGGAGUUUAAGGACCUUUUAGCAGAUUUAUUUAAGAAUAGUGGAACUGCAAAUCCAGCAGAUUUCUUGCCUAUAUUGAACUGGUUUGGUGGGUUUGAAAAGAAGGUGAAGAAGCUUGGAAAAAGGAUGGACGAGUUUUUGCAAAAGCUGAUUGACGACCACCGAAGUAAGAGGCGGGAAAACACUAUGAUUGAUCACCUUCUUUCCUUGCAAGAAUAUGAGCCUCAUUACUACACUGACGAAAUUAUCAAAGGAUUCAUUUUGGUGAUGAUACUUGCAGGAACUGAUACAUCAGCAGUCACAAUAGAGUGGGCAAUGUCCAAUUUGCUUAACUACCCAGAAGUAUUGAAGAAGGCUAGAGCUGAAAUAGACAGUCAAAUUGGCCAAGAAAACCUGAUUGAUGAAGCGGAUGUUUCCAAACUACAUUACCUUCAAAGUAUUAUACUCGAGACACUUCGAUUAUACCCUGCAGCUCCUCUUCUGCUUCCACACAUGCCAUCUAGAGAUUGUACCAUAGGCGGAUACAACAUCCCACGCGGUGCCAUCGUAUUGGUGAAUGCAUGGGCCAUUCAUAGGGACCCAGAACUAUGGGAUGAUCCAACAAGUUUCAAGCCAGAGAGAUUUGAAAAUGAUGAGAAAUUAGGUGAAUAUUCUCACAAUCUAAUGCCAUUUGGGUUAGGAAGGAGGGCAUGUCCAGGAGCAAGCUUAGCCCACCGAGUGGUGGGAUUAACUCUAGGUUCAUUGAUUCAAUGCUUUGAGUGGGAAAGGAUUGAUGGGAAGGAAAUAGACAUGAGUGAAGGAAAGGGAACCACCAUGCCUAAAGCUUACCCAUUAGUGGCUAUGUGUAAAGCUCGCCCCAUCGUGAAUAAGGUUUUUAGUAAGGAAAUUUGAUUAAAAUUGUUUCAUUUAUUUGUCAUAAGUUGGGUCAGAAUAUUAUAUUUUGCAAAAAUAGGCUUUGAUUAGCUAUUUAGCAUAUUGUAUGAAGUAAAACUUGUAGAGCAGUUAUUGUGAAGUAUAAAUAGAAAUGUUACUUUUGAAAUUAAUAGAUUAAUAAAUAACUUCAUUACAAGUUAGUUAUGUAUAUAAUUUUUCAAAAUUUCUCAUCCAAAUUUGUAUCUCCACAAAGGAUGAAUAACUUAUGGAAAAUAGUUUUAAUUUAUCAUUGGGUUGUCAGAGAAUUUCUGCAAAAUCAUGAAAAAUUCUCACUUGAAUAAUCGAAAUUCAAUCUAACACCGUGUUAUCAAAAUUUUCUUAUGUAUAUUGGACCUAGUCGUAUUCUAUUUUUGUUAUGUAUAGUUUUUUCAUAUGGUGUCUGAUCCUUUGUUCAACGCCCCACGUGAUCAUGGCUUGGUAACUUUGUAUUGCAGAAAAAUUAGCAAAAUAGCUAGCUAGUCGUUUGCCAAUCCUUAAACAAAUACUGCAAGAGCCAUUUUGAAAAGGUAAUCAAGGAAAUAUUCCCCUUUAUUUAAGGUCUAAUCUCUUCUUUGAGUGACUUAAAAGUACAUUCUCUCACAUUGUUAUGACAUUCAAGCUUUCAUUUUCGAAAUGCUUCUCACAAAAUCAAACCUGAUUAAGAAAAAAACAAAAAUAAAGAAAACUCCUCUCAUUAAUAACGGAUAAUGUUAUUUAACGUAUUUUGUAUGACCCUGAAAUAAUUAUCUCAAUCUUAACAGUUAUUAAAAAGUUUGGUGGCCUAAAACAUACAGAUUGAUGAGCCCUAACUGAGAUGAAACUCAUCCACUGGCAAAUUUUAUUUUUGGUAUAAAAUCUGGAGUGAAAUUUAACCUGAGGUUUUUAUCCAAAACGAUUUAAUCAAUUACAAGGAUCUCACUGACGAAAUAAGAAUUUGAAAGUAUUGUUUAAAAAAAAUGAACUCGUGCUGAGGGUAUAUAAUAGGCUUACAAAAAUGGAUAAUCAUGCUACUGAUUUUCUCGUUACUCUAGCUCACUUCUAUUCAGAUGUCCAUUUUCAAUUAUAUGAAUUGGAUUUUGGUAAAACCCCAAAUAAUAGAUUACAUCAAACUGUUUAUAAAAUUUUGACCCAAACUGUAAUACAUCAAUAUAAUGGAAAUUUUUUUAAUACUUCUGACAUUUUGCUGUCAGGAAAAACUAGGAGAAAGUACUAAUAAUAAAUAAACAGAUAAAUAAACGAAAUUAUGGGACUUAUUUCCCUUUCCACACUUAUGUAUU
This is a messenger RNA of Durio zibethinus, 2873 nucleotides long. Its product is annotated as cytochrome P450 81Q32-like. Gene Ontology annotation, molecular function: iron ion binding; oxidoreductase activity, acting on paired donors, with incorporation or reduction of molecular oxygen; heme binding. Lineage: Eukaryota; Viridiplantae; Streptophyta; Magnoliopsida; Malvales; Malvaceae. The record is from RefSeq and is a predicted model, not a curated record.